Prosopis cineraria is the source of this 1570-nucleotide messenger RNA. Its product is annotated as fibrillin protein 5 homolog. NCBI's taxonomy places the organism in Eukaryota, Viridiplantae, Streptophyta, Magnoliopsida, Fabales, Fabaceae. The transcript is spliced from 6 exons. The record is from RefSeq and is a predicted model, not a curated record. Bases 27 to 959 code for a protein of 310 amino acids.
AACUGUCUCUCUCAUCCCCCACAAUAAUGACUGGGCAAAAUCUCAACCACAAGUCUUGUGGCCUUAUCCACAACAUCAAACUUAAGUGUUUGCAUUCAAACUAUCGACAUGUUUCCAAAUUCGCAAUCCCCAGAGUCGAAACUGUUUGUUCAAUGGCCACUAAGCUACUUCACCCAUCAAUGGCUGAUUCCCGUCUCAGCCCUCUCAUCUUCAGAACCAUGAAUAUCACCAAGCUCCAAGGAUUUGUCUCCCCAGGUCCUCGUUCAAAACCAAACACCUCAUCAAGAUUUGUGGAGACCCCUUCUGGAUUCAGACCCAUCACUAUCACAAAAGUUGCAAAACAGAACUCUGGCUUGCUAGGUGAUGAAGCACUUUCCUGCGGCAAAACUGCACUUUACGAAGCUGUGCAAGGAAUUAAUAGGGGAAUUUUUGGACUCACUUCUUCCAAGAAGUCUGAAAUUGAAACUCUGGUGAAGCAGCUGGAAUCUCUGAAUCCAACCCCAGAUCCUACUCUCAAUCUGGACAAGAUGGGUGGAUGCUGGAGACUUGUUUACAGCACAAUCUCAAUUCUGGGCUCCAAGAGAACGAAGUUAGGUCUCAGGGACUUCAUCUCGUUGGAUGAUUUUUUCCAGAUUAUUGAUGUAGCUGAGAGCAAAGCAGUGAAUGUGAUCAAGUUCAGUGCAAAGGGGUUGAGUUUGUUGAAUGGACAAUUUAGUAUUGAGUCCUCUUUCAAGAUUGCCUCCUCGACAAGAGUUCUGAUAAAUUUUGAAAACUCCACAAUCACUCCUGACCAGUUAAUGAAUGUGUUUCGGAAGAACUAUGAUGUUUUGUUGAGCAUCUUCAAUCCAGAGGGAUGGCUGGAGAUCACGUAUCCUAACACAUUAUUCAACAUAAUUCUAACAUUGCCUUUGUUUUCUCGUAUGCUUCACGUGAAUUUAGAUUCUUUAUUAGGGAAAUGACAUUUAGGUCCCAUGCUUGCAUUCAGAAAUCUAAUCAAGCUAAAACAUUAAUUCAAUUAAUGGUCAGUGAUAGUCAGACUGAUCAAUGGUUAUUAACAUAGCAUUUCAUUAAACCAGUCAAGUUACUAAUUGUUUACCAGUUCAACUAGUUGGAUUGACUUGGUUUUAAAUACUGUGAUUCUAAUACUUAUAACAAUAUGAACUAAUAUUUACAACUUAUUUUUUAGCAAAAAAUUUUGAACCUAAAAGUCAUUCCCCUUCUGAAAAAAUAGAAUCGCUUUAUUUUUUUUAAUUUUAUUGAAAUGAAAAUAAAGUAAAUUUGGUUGACAUUGAGAUUGGUUCUUCUGGGUAUGUUUGUUUCUUGCUAUCAUCCAUGAGAUAGAUAUGUGGAUGACGCGAUGAGGAUAGGGAGGGAUGACAAAGGCAAUAUCUUUGUACUGGAGAGAUUUCAAGAUCACAACUCUUAGUUAUUUGAUCUGUGAAGUAUUUUUGUUUUUCAAAAUAAAAAUUAUUUGACUGAUGAGUGAUGAGAAUAUUAUGAUGUCUGGCCUCUUACAUCUGCAUGAAUUCUGCGGCUGAGGAGAUUUUAAUUAGCCGAGCAUAACUGUGAA